AUACACAGAUACAUCAUCACGUUUUUAUUGGUGUCUUACCUCAUUAGUUGAAGGCCAAUUAGCUUUUUAAUACCUCGAUUUUAUUUUAAGAGACAAUUAUAUAUAUAUAGCAAAUAUAUAUAUAUCUUACAAAAUGGAGAAAGGGAUGACUCAUCAGAUGGAAACACCAACAAAUGUGACCAUAAAGGGUAUUCUAGGUACUUUAAUGGCAAGUCUUGAUGACGAAAACAAGAAGAGGGUUAUCUCUUUAGGGAUGGGAGACCCAACUGCACAUUCUUGUUUCACCACCAGUGACAUUGUUCGAGAUUCUGUCGUUCAAACUCUCGAAUCCCAGAAAUUCAAUGGAUAUGCACCUACUGUUGGCCUCCCUCCAGCAAGAAAGGCAAUAUCUGAAUACUUAUCGAUGAAUCUCCCAUACAAAUUAUCACCAGAUGAUGUAUAUAUAACAGCAGGCUGCACACAAGCUAUAGAAGUUGCUAUAUCAAUUCUGGCUAAACCAAAUGCAAACAUAUUGGUUCCAAAACCAGGAUUCCCCAUUUAUGAGCUUUGUGCAGCUUUUAGAAACGUGGAGAUCCGCCAUUAUGAACUUCUUCCUAACAACGGCUGGGAGGUUGACUUGGACGCCGUCAAUGCAUUAGCUGAUGAAAAUACAGUUGCAAUUGUAGUAAUAAACCCAGGGAAUCCUUGUGGCAAUGUCUAUAGUUAUCAACAUCUAAAGAAGGUUGCUGAAACUGCAAAAAAGCACAGAAUUCUAGUCAUAGCAGAUGAAGUUUAUGGGCAUUUGGCAUUUGGGGAGAACCCAUUUGUGCCUAUGGGAGUUUUUGGGUCCAUGGUGCCUGUUCUUACACUUGGUUCAUUGUCAAAAAGAUGGUUGGUGCCGGGUUGGAGGCUCGGGUGGUUUGUCACCACUGACCCGAAAGGCAUCUUCAAGAAUGCAAAGACCGUUGAGCGCCUAAAGAAGUACUUCGAUAUAUGUGGCGGUCCAGCAACCUUCAUACAGGCUGCAGUUCCACGAAUCCUUGAAAACACAAAAGAGGUGUUCUUUGCAAGAACUCUUGGCAUACUGAAGCAGACCUCGGAUAUUUGUUUCAAGAAAAUCAAAGAGAUUCCUUGCUUAACAUGCCCACAAAAGGCACAAGGAGCUAUGUCUGUUAUGGUGAAACUAGAUGUUUCUCAGCUAAAAGAUGUUAGUGACGACAUUGACUUCUGUUUCAAGCUGGCUAGGGAAGAAUCUGUAAUCCUUCUUCCAGGACUUACGGUGGGUUUAAAAAACUGGGUCCGUAUCACUUUUGCUGCAGAACCAUCUUCUCUUGAAGAAGCUCUUGACAGAGUCAAAUUAUUUUACCAAAAGCAUUCCCAUCAACACAAGAUUCAAAGUGAUCUGUUAUGAUUCAAGCCAAUCAUCUUCCCUUAAUGUAUAGCUACCCAAUAUAGCCAUAACUAACAUGAAAGAUAACUUUUAUUCAUAAUUCAUUAUAGUAUAUUCAUUGGACCAUAUAUGUAUUCUACUUCUGUAUAUGUGUUUUAGGUCAAAAAGUAUGGAAGACAGGCCCGUGCUUUGGCUACAACGCUACAGGGUUGCUUCUUUAA
Messenger RNA from Erigeron canadensis, 1590 nucleotides. RefSeq names its product probable aminotransferase TAT2. The record is from RefSeq and is a predicted model, not a curated record. The transcript is spliced from 8 exons. Gene Ontology annotation, biological process: biosynthetic process; amino acid metabolic process. Bases 134 to 1390 code for a protein of 418 amino acids. Lineage: Eukaryota; Viridiplantae; Streptophyta; Magnoliopsida; Asterales; Asteraceae. Gene Ontology annotation, molecular function: pyridoxal phosphate binding; transaminase activity.